AUGAAAUUGUGCAUAUACUCCUCUGUCUUAACUAUACUAUCGUUAUGCACCUUUGGAGCCCUUGCUCUAGAUAAUGCAUCAUUAUUAAAAGAAGCACGUAAGUCUUCUGACAAUAUUAUUAAUGUAUCGGGAAAAGAUUACGAGACCAUUCUUUCAGGCCAUCGUGAUGCUAAUAUAUUGGUUCUUUUUACUUCUAAUUCUCCUCAAUUUGGCUGCUCCCUUUGUGCAGAGUUAGAAUCAGAAUAUGAAGCCCUUGUUUCCUCAUGGUUCCAUGAUCAUCCUGAUGCUCUUUCUAAAGAUGAUUCAGAAAAGGCAUUGUUCUUUGCCAAAGCUAUGGUCAAAUCCCCACAAAAUAUCCCAAAAAUAUUCGCUGAUUUCGGUAUUGAACAAAUUCCUCGUCUUCAUUUAUUAAAAGCGGGUAGUAAUAAUAUGCUUGAUUCUGAAAUUGUUGAUAUCCCUGCUGAUAAAGAUAUUGCUCGUGUGCAACAUUUAAUUAAUGCCCUCAAAAGCGCUACUUCUAUCACGGAUUUCGAAGUUCAUGAAAAAGUCAAUUGGGGCUCUACCAUCAUCACAGCUGUAUCCGUCUUCAUUAUCGUCUUCUUAUUGAAAAAACAUACUUAUAUUGCCACAUAUUUAUUGAAUUCAAGACUAGUAUGGGGGGUCUUAUCAGUAUCUUUCAUCAUCUUAAUGAUAGGUGGUCAUAUGUUUAACAAAAUUAGAAAUACAAUGUUAGCGGGCACUUCGAAAAAUGGCGAAAUUAUAUAUUUCAUUCCAAAUGAUUUCCAAAACCAAUUUGCCAUUGAAACACAAGCUAUUGGUGUCGUUUAUGGGAUUUUAGCCACUAUGGUUGUCACUUUAGCAAUCGGAAUUCCUAAAUUAGGAGAAUUAUAUAAGGGUAAUAAACGUCGUUCAGUCGUAGAAGCCUCUUUCUCAAUACUAUGUGCAUUGUUCGUUUAUAUGUUCUUCGCUGCUUUGACUUAUGUUUUUAACCUGAAAACUGGAGGUUAUCCUUUCCAAUUAUUGAAAAUAUCUAGUUUAUUCCAUUAG
Naumovozyma dairenensis CBS 421 is the source of this 1047-nucleotide messenger RNA. It is a transcript of the gene OST3, whose product is annotated as dolichyl-diphosphooligosaccharide--protein glycotransferase OST3. The record is from RefSeq and is a predicted model, not a curated record. Bases 1 to 1047 code for a protein of 348 amino acids. Lineage: Eukaryota; Fungi; Ascomycota; Saccharomycetes; Saccharomycetales; Saccharomycetaceae. The transcript has a single exon. Gene Ontology annotation, cellular component: oligosaccharyltransferase complex.